Messenger RNA from Dicentrarchus labrax (European seabass), 2511 nucleotides. RefSeq names its product ring finger protein 220b (gene rnf220b). Gene Ontology annotation, biological process: protein ubiquitination. The record is from RefSeq and is a predicted model, not a curated record. The transcript is spliced from 16 exons. NCBI's taxonomy places the organism in Eukaryota, Metazoa, Chordata, Actinopteri, Moronidae. Gene Ontology annotation, molecular function: metal ion binding; ubiquitin protein ligase activity. The coding region runs from base 320 to 1993 and encodes 557 amino acids.
CCCGCAGCCAGUCCACUCACUGAUGCCCUGAUCCUUCCCCAGAAACGCAGCCACUGUUUCCCUCUCCAAACUACACACAUCUGAGCGUCAACUCACUGCGCAACACUCGCAACAUCUGGAGGAGGACUGGAAAAGCCGACGCCGCCCGCAAGCUGCACGUUGUCCUCUCUUUUCUUUUUUCUCGUUUUUCUUCCUGCGCGACGAGGAGAAAGUGCCGCGUCCUUGAAAUUAUAAGUUGAAAGAGAGGGAGAGUGAGAGAGUUGCCUGGCGGACAAAUAGAUCUCGCUUUGAGUACAAGGACCACUAAAAAAGGAGGUGAAUGGACCUCCACCGCCCCUUCAAGAUGGACAGCCCCUCCUACCUGCCAGCUCCACUGGCCUCCCCCGCCCUGAUGGUCCUCGCCUCCACUGCCGAGGCCGGCCGAGACGCCUCCGUCCCCUGCCAGGCUCCCAGGCCCUUCGGUGUCCCUGGCUCCGUGGAGAAAGACCUUCACCUCCCCUUCCCCUCGGCCUCUUACACCUUCACCUCCAUGUAUCAGCGUCAGGGCCCCAUGUCAGGCACCUUUCCCUCCCGAGAUUUCCCAGCCUCUCUGCUCCACCUGCACCCCCAGUUCACUCCGCCAAACCUGGACUGCUCCACCCUAAGCAUGCUCAACCACAGCGGGGUGGGCGCCUUCCGACCUUUCUCGUCCCCACAAGAGGAGAGGGAGUCGGGCGUUUACCAGUCAGCUUUCACCCCUGCCAAGAGGCUGAAAAGCUGUUUCCCUGACAUUGAGGGGAAGGAGUUUGACUUCGGCUCCCCGGGAGGCUCCCUCAAAGCUGGGGAGGACUCAGGGAGGAAGCUGUUCUCCAUGUCUGGCCUGCUGUCUGAUGGGGAAGCUUCAUCGAGCCCAGAGGAGCGCAAAGACCACAGUAAAGUGAAGGGUCUCUAUGACUCUCAGGCCCCAGCGUGUCCAGUCUGUCAGGCUAUUCUGCGACCAGGAGAGCUGCAAGAACACAUGGAGCAGGAGUUGACCAAACUCGCCCAACUUCAAAUGAGUGCCACUCCAGGGCACCACGACCACCUCAUAAGGACGCCCAAGUCACUCUCGCUGUCUCUUCAUAUCAAGCGUGAAGGAGGUUCUCCCACCUCGCCCCCUCGACCGUCUGAGGACGCGCACUCUGACCGAUACCAGACGUUUCUCCGUGUGCGGGCCAACAGACACACCAGACUGAAUGUCGAUGACCUCUGCUGGUGCAGGUGCUACGUCAAAUCUGCCCCAUUACGCCCCCACAGCGCAGGAGCCCACCUAGACUGCACACAAGCUGUCAGGAUCGGGAAGCUGAAGAGGAGGAAACCAGAAGAGGGACAGGAGGGCUCAGCGGACAUGGUGCCGCUGGAGGACGAAUGGAAUGACAGGAGAAGGAUACAAAUGGCGUCUAUAGUUGGAGGGUUUAAAGGUGCAGUCCUGGUGAGCACAACUUCUAAGGAGUGUCGAGACAGCGAUGCAGACCUGGACGUAGACGGGGAUGACACUCUGGAGUACGGCAGAGCGCAAUACACAGAGACAGAUAUCAUCCCCUGCUCAGGAGAAAACUCCAAGGAGACAACAGUGAACAGCACAUUGCCUGACUCCAGAGUAAACCUAGAGUUUUCCAAAUGGUCAAAUGAUGGGAGUCCAUCUACCAGCAGCGGAGAGAAAGUGGACGGGAGCAUAGCUGGUCUCCCCAAAACCUGCAAAAACUCUGAGAUAGAGACGCUCUCAGAGGACUCCACGCUGACAACUCUGGAUGCACUUAAAGCUCGGAUACGGGAUUUGGAGAAACAGUUGUCCAAAGGAGACAGAUUUAAAUGCCUCAUCUGCAUGGACACGUACACAACUCCUCUCACCUCCAUCCAGUGCUGGCAUGUUCACUGUGAGGAGUGUUGGCUUCGAACAUUGGGAGCAAAGAAGUUGUGUCCUCAGUGCAACACUAUCACCUCACCUGGAGACCUGAGACGGGUCUUCCUGUGACGCAGCCACUCACCAAAUGAGGGAAGAGGCUUCUUGUGUUUCAGCCAAUCAGGGGUGGGCGUGUGGGCAGCUGGCCUGUCCUCCUCUUCCUCCUCACAUCUUUCCUGGUCCUACCUGUUCGUCCACUAACCACUGAUAAACAGCAAGUGUGACCUUUGACCUUCCUUCACAGCCCUGUACAAUAUCUAUGUUCCUGCUGCAACACCAACAAGAUCAGAACAAACGUCUAAAAAAAACGACCGUGAGCUCAGGCACUGAAAACAAAUAGAAAGAAAAAUCGCUUUGGGACAAUAUUUAUCGAUUUUGUAAUCCUUUUUUCUGUUUUAUGAGGGGAAUAAAUAGUUGAAUCUCAUGCAAAGCACAUGUACAUAGUUUUGUGUAUGUUUGGAUUGGUGUGUGUAUAUGAUGUUGGCUAGCAGAACAACCCGACUGUAUUUACUGUACAGAGUUUGUCUUUGCUUAGAUCAUUUAUUAUUUGUUUAGGUCCAGUAGUUUGGAAACAUUUACAGUAAUUUCAU